Messenger RNA from Lingula anatina, 3032 nucleotides. Its product is annotated as prenylcysteine oxidase 1. Gene Ontology annotation, molecular function: prenylcysteine oxidase activity. Lineage: Eukaryota; Metazoa; Brachiopoda; Lingulata; Lingulida; Lingulidae. Gene Ontology annotation, biological process: prenylated protein catabolic process; prenylcysteine catabolic process. The record is from RefSeq and is a predicted model, not a curated record.
UUGCAUGUGCGGUUGGGAGUUUGGUUCGGCCUUGUUGCGUGUCGAACAGAUAUGAAGUACUCUCAUAAAUAGAUUAGAUUUUCGUAACAAUGACGGUGCUUACAAAGCUGAUGCCGCCUUUGAGUCUGCUUGUAUUUAGUUCUUUUCUUAUGUGCAGAUUUACACUCUGCGAAGAGAAGGCACCAAAAAUAGAAUUGGACACUGUGGAUCACAAGGGAGGUGUCCUUGGAAUCUAUGAUGGAAAGGAGUUUGUCUUCACAGGAAGCAAGUACAGCUUGGUGAUGCUCUCUAAGUUACUAUGGCGAUAUGGUUAUGAUGUUAUUCGGUUGAAUUUUUUUAUUCAGGAUUUACUGUCCAAGUUCAGUAGAAUUUAUGAUCUGCAAGAUCAAGGCAUGGCCUUCACCUCCACCAGUGGUUUGCUUAAAGCCAUGUCACCAAAGUUUGAAGAGAUGACCCACAUAUCCACCAAAGCAGCUCUUUCAGAAGCUGGCUUCUCUGAGAAAUUCAUUAAAGAACUCGUAGGAGGAGCUCUCAUGUCUAAUUAUGGACAGACAACUAAUGUUCAAGGUUUUGUAGGUUCGGUCAGCAUUGCAGGGGCUGAGCCAGGACUAUGGUCAGUAGAAGGCGGUAAUAAUAGAGUACCUGAGGGGUUAAUUAAGGAGGCAAAGGUCAACCUUAAUAUGGCAGUAGUGACAGAUAUCACACUGACAGGAAAACAGUACGAGGUCCAAUAUCUGAACAAAGAUUCUUCAAGUCCAGUGAAGAAAGCUUAUGACAUAGUCAUCAUAGCCACUCCUUUUCACCAAGAUUCAAAGAAGGUGAACUUCCAUGGUUUUCCCGAGACACCAAAAACCUAUCAAGAUUUCCAUCGCACUGUAGCUACAUAUGUAAGAGGUGUGCCUAACAUUAGCAAGUUUGGUCAGCAGAGGUUGGACGACUUACCUACAGCAAUAUUAGUCAGCAAUCCCAACCUUAUUUUCAAUAGUAUAGGGCUCCAAAGACCAGUCGAUAAAAAGUAUAGAAAUCCAGAUGGGACCGUUGAUAAAUCACAUCCAGUUUAUAAGGUAUUCUCUCAAGAACCACUAAGUGAUGAGCAGUUGGGCGAAUUGUUUACUACAAUAGAUUCUAAGGAUGUGGUAGACUGGAUGGCCUACCCCCAUUAUAAAUCAUCAGAAAAGUUACUAAAUUUCCAGCUUCAUGACCAGAUGUAUUAUUUGAAUAGCAUUGAGCUGGCAGCAUCCUGCAUGGAAACCAGUGCCAUAGGUGGACGUAAUGUGGCUCUCUUAGCCUAUAACAGGUGGUUUGGCAUUCAGGGUAAAAUUGACAAUCUUCCCAAAACAUCUGGUGGCAAAACAGAGCUGUAAUGCGUUAUUCCAAAUUCAAGUUGUUGGAUUUAGAUUAUUUAGAUGUAGUGUGGGGCAACUGCACUGCUACAAUUAGAAAUGUAAGUUUAAAAGGGCCAGUAAUAUAUGGAUAAAUGAGCAGUUGUGUUUUAUUGCCAAGAACAUCAAUUUCUUACCAAAACCGACAAUAUUUGUCAAUAAUCAUUUGCUGUUGAUGAAACCAGUACUUGUAUGUGGAACUUUGAAUUAAGCCUUUUGUGAUACUCUUCCACAUCAUUAUGAAAGUAGGAUGAUUGUAAAUUUUCGUAUUUAAUAGUUACAAGCUGCUUACUUGAAAAUGUAAAAGAGAAUGAUAUGAAGAAUCCAUUCCAUGCUUAUUGAAUUCAACCCACCAAUCUUAACUGAAUGACACACCUGCUCCUUUUUCUAACAAACUCAUAUAAUCAUCAACCAAUCUGUAUUCUACUUAACGGCAAGAAGAAGUGUGUCAUUCAGUUAAGCUGAUUGCAGUCAGCGAGAGUACCCUAAUAGUUGGGCUGAUUCAUGAAGAUCAAUGGUGUGUAUGGGAAUGAGCCUACUGGAUACAGGUGAAAUAUACCUGGGCAAUGAUCAUGUUAAAAUAUAAGAUGAUAGAAUAAAUGAAAAAAAUAUUCAUAAUCACAAUAUAUUUUUUACUCUGAAUGUAGAUACCUUACUUUAAUGACACGACUGAAACAGAACUUACAGAAUUGAAGAUAUAGAUAUAACUGAUCCAUACACCACUUACAUAAGUCAAAAUCAAAUAGGGCAUAACAUAAGCUUUAAAAGGUUAACAAUCCUACAGAUACUUCUUUUUCUGAUUAUAUAUAUUGUAAACAAUCUGUGGUCAAGCGCUGUAAAAGACAAUGGUGUCCAUGUGGAAAAAUAUAACCAAUUAACAUAUCAUUUGUGGUUAGCAUGCUGCUUUCUGAUGAAUGUAUGCCAUUGAAGAAAAACAUUUUCAACAUUAAAUAAUUCUGUACAGUGACAAUAAAUAUUAUAAUGAUUACCAAUCACAAGACACAUGACAUAAAAAGUACCUUAUAGUCUAUGCACACCUGUAACAUUCAAAAUAUGAAAGAGCUUGUCAAAUAAAAAGAUGAAAUUCUUUAAUUUAUUUCUGUAACAUCCCUGAUGAAAUAAACACUAAAUGACUCAUUAAACAUACCAUUAUCUGAAUAAUAGACUUUUUCUGAAUUAUUAACUGAAUGAAGCUUGCAAGGAAAGCUAACAAAAGAAUAUCUAUCUAUCUAAACAAAUGCUUGUAAGCAACUUUAAUUGUUCGUAAAUAAUAUUAUAUUUAUAAUUAUAUGUUUAUAUUUAUAUGUUCGUAAAUUAUAUUUAUAUACUCAAAUGCAUUCCAUGCUAAACAAAACUGUUGAAUAAACAAAAAAAAUUAGGAAACCUUUAAUCGCACAUAAGCAUGCACAACAUAAAUAGUGCAACUACAUAACUUACAGUCUGUGGUAAUACCUAAAAUUGCACUCUUGAUAGUAUGUCUUCCAUUAUGUAUUUUAACACCUGUAUAACAACAAUAAUGUCUCAUACAUCUUAUCACUCUUAAAUGUACUUUCUCAAACAUGGUUUAACUUUAUAUCUUUAGAAGAAUAUCUUUUCUAUGCAUGUAUUCUCAUGCAAAUCUAUAGUAGAUAUUGUUGAAUUAAUGAAGAU